Molecule: messenger RNA, 1752 nt
Organism: Carcharodon carcharias (great white shark)
Lineage: Eukaryota; Metazoa; Chordata; Chondrichthyes; Lamniformes; Lamnidae
Product: pro-neuregulin-3, membrane-bound isoform-like
Exons: 10
Coding region: 1-1752 (583 amino acids)
Biological process (GO): intracellular signal transduction; nervous system development; animal organ development
Molecular function (GO): chemorepellent activity
Source: RefSeq, a predicted model, not a curated record
AUGAGUGAAGGAGCAAUCUCUUCAGCUCCACCUGUUUUUCCUGUUGUUUCUGGAGACUCGGAAGGUGCUAAUCCGACAGAAGAGCAGGAGAGCUCUCCACCAUCCAGGGAAUUACACUGCAGUGGUUGUAUUGUGUGGCCUCGCCAACAAACCUGGCUCUGCAUUGUUCCUCUUCUCAUUGGAUUCAUUGGGCUGGGACUCAGUCUCAUGUUGCUCAGGUGGAUUCUUGUUGGUUCGGUGAAGGAAUAUGUGCCCUCAGAUAACUUGGAGUCCAACCGCAUUGGACAGGAUCCUAUCUUCCUCUCGAAGCCAAGCUCCUUCCCUAAGCAUGAGGCCACUACCAUGUACACUGGUACAAAUACCAUGGCAGUGCCCUUUUCUACCUCUUCAAGCAAAUUCUUUCUGCACGACUCCACACCAUCCUGGACACUAAUAAAAUCGGGGGAAUCUACCACUGAGAUCCAUUCUGUUAUUGGACCCAAAUUUCCUACCACAACCUACACAACAGAGAGGUCGGAACAUUUUAAACCCUGCACUGAUAAGGACCUUGCCUACUGCCUGAACGAGGGAGAAUGCUUCAUCAUUGAAACCCUGACUGGAAAUAACAAGCACUGUCGGUGCAAAGAGGGUUACCAAGGUGUUCGCUGUGACCAAUACUUGCCGAAAACGGAUUCAAUCUUAUCAGAUCCAACAGAACAUCUGGGAAUAGAAUUCAUGGAGAGUGAAGAUAUUUACCAGAGACAGAUCAUGUCAAUAACCUGCAUCACCAUCGGACUCACUGUGGUCGGGAUGCUUUGUGUGGUUCUGUACUUCAAAACAAAGAAACAAAGGCAAAAACUGCGUGAUCAGGCCAAGGAAAUUCGCUUCGGGAAAAGUUACAGUCUGAACACUUCCGAACUGUCCACAGCAAAUAACACACAGCAGAAUGUGUUACAGCUGGAAAACUUUACAAAGUCAGACAGCAACAUUGGGGAAGGAAGAUGCAAAAUUCUGGAAUCAAAGUUUUCAGUUCCUGGAUCCUCCCCAGCUGACAAAUCAGUAUCCAUCAACCCAACAGGCAAACAGCAAAGGUAUUGUCCAUCCUCAUCCCUUAGUCCGAGGCAACUGGGCAGAUUGUCAUCGAAGGUCAGUCCAGGACCAACAGCACUUUUAACACAGGGUUCACUGAGUGCGGUUGUAGAACCCCCAGACUCAAAGUCUCCCAGUACAAAUAGCCAGAUUCAAGCUUCAACCAAGGAUUGCUUAGACAACAAAGGACCUUCAGUCACUUGUUGGAAAUCUCCCGAAAAUUCUCUUAAUGUUAUGCAUCCCGCGCCGUCCCACAGGGCUAUCCAGCUUUGCGCUUUGGAGUUUAAAGAUAAAGGAGUGGUUCCUCAUUGCUGGGCAGGUUCAGUUCCUGUAACCCCGUCGAUGGGAGAGAAGAGUUGUGUCCAGGUCCAGGUGAAGGAUCCGGAGUCCGACAGCCCCGAUCGUCACCCUCAGUCCUGCUGUCCCGAGCUGGUUACUGCCAACACACCCAACAGCCCAGUCCAUGGAGCAGAGAGUCAGCAAGUGGAGAUGUUGCUUCAGAAUGCACAGCAACAGAUUCAGAUCUUGACGUAUGCCAGUCAAAAGGCCGAGGACUAUGAACUGAUCAACGAGUGUGAGGAGCGGGCAAGUGAAAAUACGGCAUUUCUGCCAGUGGUUUCUGCUGAGGAGGUGCCAUUUCUGGUGAGACAAGAACAGUACAGAGACUGCAAUUUAGGAAAGUGA